UCUUCCUUCAACCGCGUUUCGUUUAUCGAGUCCGCUUCUUGUUCGGAUUCCGGGUCUGAUUAGGAAAGGCCAAAGGAGACAACAAUGAAGAAGUCUCAAGACGUUGGUGGCUCGAGCAAAGAAGAGGAGUUUCAACCGUUUCCUAUGAAAGAGAUCUUGGCUAUGGAGAUGAGUUGGUAUACAAGUCCUAAAGAAGAUACUGGUUGUGCUACUACUUAUGCUUCUGAUGUUUACCGUCUUGGUGUUCUUCUCUUUGAGCUGUUUUGUCCUGUCUCUUCUAGAGAAGAGAAGUCAAGAACCAUGUCUAGCUUAAGACAUCGUGUUCUUCCGCCUCAGAUAUUGCUCAACUGGUCUAAAGAAGCUUCCUUCUGCUUGUGGUUACUUCACCCUGAGCCUACCUAUCGACCGUCCAUGAGUGAGUUGCUGAAAAGCGAGUUUAUCAACGAACCUAGAGAGAGUUUGGAAGAGCGUGAAGUUGCGAUAGAUCUAAGGGAGAGAAUCGAGGAGCAGGAGUUACUGCUAGAGUUCUUGUUUCUGAUUCAACAAAGAAAGCAAGAAACGGCAGACAAGUUGCGUGAUACGGUUUCGCUUCUUUCUUCCGAUAGAGUCUUAAAAAGACAGCUGAGCUUGAAGCAAAAAGGAAACGAUGUCCUUUCGUUCUUGGUCUCAGGAAAACGGAUCAGACAAGGAGCUGAGGGAGUUGAAGCAGAAGAAAACGAGGAUGAUACUCUAAACAGCACGCUUCUUGAAAACUCUCGUUUAAUGAGAAACUUCAAGAAACUUGAAUCAGUCUACUUUGCAACAAGAUACAGACAAAUCAAAGCUUCUGCUUCUGCUUCUAAAGACAAACCGUUGGCAAGAUACUACUCAGCGUUGAGUAGUGAUGGUAAAAGUUCAGUAAGCAACCUGACACAACCGGAUUCUAGACAAGGCGGGUGGAUUGAUCCAUUCCUUGAGGGUUUAUGCAAGUAUCUGACUUUCAGUAAGCUGAGAGUGAAAGCAGAUUUGAAGCAAGGGGACUUGUUGAAUUCAGCUAACCUCGUUUGCGCGAUUGGGUUUGACCGUGAUGGGGAGCUUUUCGCCACGGCUGGGGUCAACAAGAAGAUCAAGAUAUUUGAAUGCAAGUCCAUAAUAAAUGAUGGCAGGGACAUUCACUAACCUGUGGUGGAACUAGCUAGCCGGUCUAAGCUAAGUGGUAUAUGUUGGAACAACUACAUUAAGAGCCAAAUUGCAUCUAGUAACUUUGAAGGCGUGGUUCAGGUAUGGGAUGUUGCAAGAGGACAGUUAGUUACAGAGAUGAAGGAGCAUGAGAAGCGUGUAUGGUCCAUUGAUAUAUCAACAGCAGAUCCAACAUUGUUAGCAAGUGGUAGCGAUGAUGGUUCUGUGAAUCUGUGGAGUAUCAAUCAGGGGGUUAGUAUUGGAACAAUUAAGACAAAGGAAAAUGUAUGUUGUGUCCAGUUUCCCUCAGACUCGGGUCGGUCUUUAGCAUUUGGUUCAGCUGAUCACAGAGUUUACUACUAUGAUUUAAGGAACCCUAAGCUUCCUCUUUGCACAAUGAUUGGUCACACCAAGACUGUAAGUUAUGUCAGGUUUGUAGAUUCAUCAACACUUGUGUCAUCUUCAACGGAUAACACUCUGAAGCUAUGGGACUUAUCGAUGUCUGUUUCUGGUGUUAAUGAAGCCCCUGUUUACUCAUUCAUGGGACACACUAAUGUAAAGAACUUUGUCGGAUUAUCGGUCUCUGAUGGCUAUCUAGCAACAGGCUCGGAGACUAAUGAGGUUUAUGUGUACCACAAGGCAUUUCCAAUGCCGGUUUUGUCAUACAAGUUCAAAACUGUAGACCCUGUGUCGGGGCUCGAAGUAGAGGAUGCCUCUCAGUUCAUAUCUUCUGUCUGCUGGCGCGGACAAUCUUCCACCUUAGUUGCUGCAAACUCCACUGGAAACAUCAAGAUUCUGGAGAUAGUAUGAACCAAAUGUGACCCAGGGAAAAAUAAUAGUUUUCAGAGGUUUCUUAUUCUUAGUUUGAUUGGUAUAGGAAACAAUUUUGGGAGAGUGAGUGAGUAGUAAAAGUGGAAACAUGGUUGCUACUGUGUAUUUGUGUAUAGAAGCAUCUUUGUAUAUGUGUAGUAUACUUAUUGUAAACCCUAAUUAAACCAGUAAGUAACUUGACAUACAAGGAA
Molecule: messenger RNA, 2180 nt
Organism: Brassica rapa (field mustard)
Lineage: Eukaryota; Viridiplantae; Streptophyta; Magnoliopsida; Brassicales; Brassicaceae
Product: protein SPA1-RELATED 4
Biological process (GO): photomorphogenesis; protein phosphorylation
Molecular function (GO): protein binding; ATP binding; protein kinase activity
Source: RefSeq, a predicted model, not a curated record